AUGGCUCAAAGUUGGCAAAAGUCCUACGCAGACAAGAGGAGAAGCCCAUUGGAAUUUACGGUUGGUGAUAAGGUAUUUUUGAAGGUUAGUCCACGACUUGCAUUCAAAGGUGCAGCAAACAAGGGAAGUUGGCACCACGAUCUAUCACAUGUUUUAGAUUGGAUCACAUUGGAAGUGGAGGAAGAUGGAACCUACCCUCUUCAACCGAUGAGGAUUUUGGAUCGAAGAUACAAGGUCACAUGGUCAAGUGUGAUACCGUUGGUUAAAGUCUUGUGGAUGUAUCAUAACACGAAAGAAGCGACUUGGGAGCUUGAGAUGAAGAUGAAGGAAAAAUAUCUGCAUUUUUAA
Molecule: messenger RNA, 348 nt
Organism: Tripterygium wilfordii
Lineage: Eukaryota; Viridiplantae; Streptophyta; Magnoliopsida; Celastrales; Celastraceae
Exons: 2
Coding region: 1-348 (115 amino acids)
Source: RefSeq, a predicted model, not a curated record